Molecule: messenger RNA, 1834 nt
Organism: Durusdinium trenchii
Lineage: Eukaryota; Dinophyceae; Suessiales; Symbiodiniaceae
Source: the annotation of a GenBank genome assembly
CCCUAAGUCUCCAACGAGGUCACUUUGAAGGUCCUGGCAGUCGGUUUUCAUGUCGAUCAUCGUUACUCAGCUUUGCUUUGCUUUGAGCUUUGUCAUGCUGUUCAAGUAUCACAGUAUCAACCAGGGUGGCAGAUCAGCUGACUGCGUCCCGUGCGUGCAACCUAUAAAUCCAGGGAAAAAUACAUGGAAAUACUAUGACUAUCACUGUCCAUACUGUUUGCUCAUUUUCUUUACAUUAAAUGCAGGGUUUCCCGGAAUUCACCUGUUUGAAGUUCCAAUGGCCGCUCAGUGUCGCCCGUCCCAGGCAUGAACGGCACAAGCUGGUUGCCCAAGAAGCUGUGAGAUCCAAAGAAACCUUUUCUGAGUUAUAUAAAUAUAUAUAGUAGAAAGUAUGUUGAAAAAAGAAGGUACUAGGGGCUCCUGGCCGUACUACUAGGAGCAAGGACGCUACUUAGGAGCGAUCGGACGCUACGUUCAGGGCAUUAUAUAAUACCUUGAGUCCCAGCCCUGGAAGUCCAAGACUAAAUUGUCAGGCGCUGACCCUUUCUUUGGAUCCCAUCGUAGAGUCAACCUUGAUUUCUAGCGUUGGCGUUGCACUUAUAGUCACUGACGUUGCUUGCUUCUUGCAUGUUUUUGUCCUAGUGGGAAUGUCUUUAUAAACGUGUUCUAGUGGACCUUUUGUCAUUUCUUGUGUUCGAGGUCCCUUAGGCACAUCCAAGAAUCACACCAUCGAAGUUGCACGUCCUCGGUCGGUCUCCCACUGCUUUUUGCUCUCUUGAGCUCCUAUAUGAUCAUAUAUAUAUAUAUAUAUUUAAAUCAACGUAGAUGAACCGUGGAUCUGCCAAGUUCUUCGUAGGUUUCGUAUGUCAAAGUCCGGCAGCUGGACGCCCCAAGGAGAUGAAGGGGACGCGUCCCUACUUCCGGCCUUUUCCUUUGCUCCGUGUGUGUUUGACUGGUUGCGCUAAGGAAGAAUCCUCAGAUUGCGGCGGGCAUCGUCACCACUGGCUCCGACUUCGAAAAGAUGUUACACAAGAUGUUAACCUACGAGUUUUUGGGCAAGGAGGUGUUGUCUGAGAUGGAGCGGGACUGGUCGGCCGCACCCGUGUCACCCUCAGGUGAUGGCUGGUUCGGACACUAUGGAAUGGGUCAUUGGUUCGACUGUAUGGGCUAUGCAGCUGGUCAGGGCUCUGCGGGCGCCUCGGCGCCUUUGUCCUCCUGGUGCCAGGCCGAAAGCAUCCAAGCUGGUCCAGGUGCCUUUGGCUUCUUUCCAUUGAUCGAUCGAAAGAGAGGCUAUUACAUGCAGAUCGUUCUCAAGGAGGAUUCCAAGUGCCGGAGCGAGGUGCCAGAGUACUUGUGGAUCUUAGCGAAGCCUUUGGUGGACGCCAUCCUGAGCCAUGAGCCCAUCACCGAAGAGGGCCUUUUGCAGAGCCAAGGCGGAUUGCUCUUGCGCGAGAUUUACGACAUCUACAAGUCUUUGCCACCGAGAUGUUGGCCUUUGAAAGACGAGGACGGCCACAUUGACCCACAGGUAUUUCAGGUCUGAUGUGGACGAGCUGCACAUGUAUAUCUGAUGCGGUCUGAUGAUGAAAAGUCGUUGUUCAGGUCUACCCCUUGCCUCGGAGACCCUCAGCACCCUCGUAAAGUUGGAAAUAGAGGCUGAGACGACAACCACCUGUGCAAAAUGUUUGGCAGUAUGAGGGUCGAUGUGGUCACCAAUGUGGUCGUUUUCUUUCUGAAGGGGGUAUUGGAUGUACAUUGCUUCUCUUUAUCUGCAGAAAGGCGAGCCUUUUGAUGCUUUGCCCACUUGGGGCGAGUCUGUGCAAUUGCGCCUGUG